AUGGCCGAAGCCGAGCUCAAAUUACUCAAUGCCGUCGAGCUCAAGAUCGCACUCUCGGACACCGAUGCAAAACUGCAGAAGACAUUGUCGAUAUAUUUAUGUCCGCUGCUAUUGAAAUUAGGAAGUGAGCAUGCUGCGCCGAGGAAUAAGGUCAUCUCAAUUUGUCAACAUAUCUCGAAACGUAUUAAGUCGAAUCCGGGGAUAGCCUUGCCGGUGGAUGCCUUGUUGGCGCAGUUCUUAGAUGCGAGAGUGAGCGCCUUCACCAAGAACUUUACCUUGAUUUACUUGGACAUGGCUAUCCGCCACCUCCCAUCCGACAAAUCAACCGCACUUCUACCAAAGCUGGUACAGGGCAUCCCCACCCACCCAAUCCCCCACCAGAAAACCCUUCUCCACCUCAUCCUACACAUCCUCCCACAAUGGACCCCACCCACUGAAGCCGAACAACAAGAACAACAGAGAGGGGAGAUGGGGUUUGAGGAGAGACCGGAGGAUGCGAGGUGGAUCGCGGAGAAGAUUAAGGAUUUGAUGUUGUUGACCUUAGCCGGGUUUCGGGUACGGCAUGUGAAUGCGAGCCGGGGGAGUCGGGAGACACUGUCCUUAACAGGACGGAGGAGAAGUGGAGCGGGGUCAGGGCCCAUGCCUGGGAUGUUUGGCAGCGAUGCUCCUCCCACUGGCGGAACCGGGGAGGACGCACAGAUUCAAGACCAGGAGAUGGUGGAUGCGGAUGAAGACGGAACGGGCAUGGAAGAACCUGUCCCAACAGGCCCCGCCCACGCCUAUCUGUCAAGUCCAAACCUCUCGGCGGCCGCAUUCGAGUUCUUGACAAACAACAACCCCUCUACAAUUCCUCCCUCCACCCUCACUGCCCUCAAACUCGCUUCCCUCCGCUUCCUCACCUCCCCCGCCUUCACUUCCGAAGAGAAGUUACCGGGGAUUGUGGUCGCGACACAAGACGGGAAUCACGAGAUUAGCGGCAUGGCGGAGGAUGCCGUUAAAAGAAUGGGGCUUGAUUGGGAAAGUAAGGGAGUUGUGGGUGGGUUAUUUCAGCUUUGGUCAGGGGGUGAUGGGCCACUUCCUUGGCCCGUCGCUGUCAAGGUUCUCAACCUGCUCUCGAAAAGUGUGAGAGCGGCGAAUGAGGUUGGAAGUGUCGUGGCAGUGUGUCAAAACGUUCUCAACCCCGCGAAUGAGAUACGCUUAUCGCCGAAUGUUAAGCAUCCGAAAUUGGUGCAGGCUACUGUUGGGUUUAUUCAUUGGGUUGCACGCAUGGCGAGGAAGGAGACGGUUGAGGCCAUUGCGGGUUUCUCGCUCGAACGAGCUGAAAGUGUCGUCACCACCCCGCUGCCGCAGGGUGGGUAUUUGACACCCGAACAGGAGGGUUUGAGGGGGUUGUGGUGGGUGUUGAUUGGGUUAAUUGGGAAGCGGUGCCCGGAGAAGAUCUUUGCCAGGGCGGGGUUGGUGAAGGUUUUGUUUGAGGCAUUGAGCACCGAGCCGAAGAAUUUGAGGCAUUCGGUCGAGGAGGCGAUUUCGCUGCUCAUCCCAAUCUUGCACAAUCCGCCCGAGCCACUCGCGUCUCAACUUAAGACACUGUUGCUGGAGCAGAUGUUACGUGGUCAAGCGAGCGCGCGGUAUACGAUUGUGCGCACUGCGAUCUCUGCAUUCCCGAUGGGUGAUGUCAGGGCCAGGUGGAUCUGUGUGUUGGGGCUCGUACAGGGUGCGGGAGGUGGGAAGGGGAAGGCGGAUGUUGCUGAGGAGGCGAGGAAGGGGCUUAAUCCGCAUUGGUUUCGUGUCGUGAAUACUGGGUUUGCCACUGUCAAGAAGGAAAAGACGCUGGGCGGGGAAGUGAGGGAGAGGGAUCCCUAUACCUUGCCAACGUUUAUGCGAUUCAUGGAGACCGUCGUAAGUGGGAUUCCGACGUUGAAGGAAGUCCCCGAAUAUCAGCAGGGAAAGCUGGUGAUGGGAGUGCCCGUGCCGAUUUUCGAGGGGGUGGUGCAGUUUGCGAGACAGCUUUUGGUGAUGGAGGCGGUGAAGAAAGCUGGGCUCAAGCUUGCUGUUGAUGAGAAUUGGGAGGUUAUGUUGGAUAACGCUAUUGAGGUUGAUGGGGCGACCAGAAAGGCGGUUGGCAGUCUCGUGACUGACCUCGGUAACAAUGGAGAAGAUGCGAAGCUGCGGGAUUACCUUGAUAUGCUGUGUAAGGGACUGCUCAGUCAAGACGGUUUACUCGCCACUAGGUGUGCGGGAUGGAUCUUGGAACUGUUGGCGGUUGGUGGCUCGGCUAUCACAGCUGAUGUUAGGCAACUCAACAUUGGUGGAGUGAAGGAUCUGGUGUUCGGUAACAAACCGGAAAUGCGGGAGGUCGCUGCGCAUAUCACGGCUUUGCUGAUUACGGGUAACGGUUCUGCUGAGGAACUUCAGGCUGCGCUUAAGGAGUACCUCGAGAAGGUUACCAAGGGCACUCAAGAGCAUGCUCAUGGAUCUAUCUUGGCCAUCGGAUACGUCGUCAGUCGGUUGUCUGCACGCGGGAAGUUGGAUGUUCUACCAUCCGAGUUGGUGCAGGAAUGCGUGGUGACGGUUUUCGACGUGCUGAGGAGCUCGGCGACCAAUGCGCCCAUGCUUGCGGGUGCAGUUGUAGAGGCGUUGGCGGAGAUAGGUUCGUAUGUUGUAUUGAAGGAUUUGGAGACGUAUACGUCUGGAGAUGUCACAGUCAGCCGUUCUGAUAUCGUUGCGCAGCUUGUUCGUGUGUCUAAGGAGGCGAAGGAUAACUCUUUGAAGGACAAGGCGAUCAUGGCUCUUGGCCGUAUCUCUGUAUCUUUCCCACAGGACGCACCAGAGAUUGAGACCAUCUUAGGCGCCAUUUAUGCGGUGCACGAAGCGAAGCAGGUUGAGCUUACGAUGGGAUCUGGAGAUGCGUUGUCCUGUGUCGCAGGAGCAUGGCAGUCCAAGGCAUUGUCGACUCACCUCGAUAUCGGAGAUGUGCAGCCCCCUGUCGUCGAACGGACCAAGCUUUCCGAGAGGAUCGUUGAGCAAGUUCUCACUGAGCUCGUUACUUCGCCCAAGCCUAUCCUGCGCAAGGCGUCAUCGUUGUGGCUCUUGUCCCUCGUGAAGUUCUGCGGAGAUAUGCCUGCCGUCCAGUCUGCCUUGAAGCGUUUCCAUGUGGCGUUCUCCUCGUUUCUGGGUGAUCGAGAUGAGUUCGUUCAGGAGACGGCAUCAAAGGGUCUUAACAUGGUCUAUCAGGCUGGUGAUCAGGCGUUGAAGGACGAGUUGGUGAGGAGUCUCGUUGGGUCUUUCACUGGCGAGAAGAAGGUACAAAGCGAGAUCACGCAAGACACGGAGCUGUUCGAGCCUGGUGUUUUGAGAACAGGUGACGGUCCUGGGGGUAAUGGAAGCAUCUCCACCAUGAAGGACGUGAUGUCUCUUGCCUCUGAGCUCAACAACCCUGACUUGGUUUACAAGUUCAUGAACUUGGCCAACAGCUCGCGUGCUUGGCAGAGCAGGAAGGGUGCCGCAUUUGGCUUGGGAGUCUUGGCUGAUACCUCGCUAGACGAGAUUUUCAGUCAGAAUCCCCAGCAGGCAGCGAAGUUGUACUCCAAGCUGUUCACCUACCGCCAUGAUCCCAACCCUGGAGUGGCGAAGACUAUGGGAGAUAUCUGGAAGCAGGUGACGAAAGACGUGAACACCGUUGUGGAGACGUACUUUGAUGCAAUCUUGACGGAGGCACUUCGUGGUCUCGGUGAAAAGGCGUGGAGGAGACGUGAGGCAAGCUGCUCUGCACUCGCCGAGCUCAUUUCGGGCCAACCUUUGGCCAAGAUUAUGCCUCGCAUCGACGAAAUUUGGCAGUCGUCCUUCAGGGCGGCCGAUGAUAUCAAGGAUAGUGUCCGCCUGGCCGCCAUGUCACUUUGCAAGACCUUGACAAACCUCAUCGUGCGCUCUGCUGAUGCCGACAACGUAUCAUGGACGGACGCUAACCGGGUCCUUACCACCGCUAUGCCGUUCUUGCUUGGAAGGUUUGGGUUGCAUUCGGACGCACAGGAGGUUCAAGCCUUCGCCAUUGACACGAUCAUCAAGCUCUGCAAGUCGUCCGGUCCGGCAUUGAAGCCCUUCCUCUCCCAGCUCAUUGACGAACUGCUUGCCCUGAUGACAGCUCUUGAGCCCCAGGCUGUCAACUACCUCAGUUUUCACGCAGGCAAAGAUUACACCCAGGAGCAGUUGGACCAGGCUAGAUUCCAAGCUGUUCGCAGCUCUCCGAUGAUGGAUGCUAUCGACCGUUGCGUGGAUCUGCUUGAUGAGGAGAUUAUGGGCGAAGCCGUGAAGGUUAUCUUGAAGAAUGCCCGAAGUGUUGGAUUGCCGACGAAAGCGGGUGCUGCGAAGGUGAUUGUCAACUUGACCUUACGUAAAGGCGAAUUGCUCCGUCCCCAUUCAAACACUGUUCUGAAGCAAGUGACGCAACUUCUAUCUGAUAGGAGUAUUACAGUGCGCAAAUCAUACGCUGCCACCAUUGGCUACGUCGCCCGUUUGACGGAUGGCGAGAAAACUCUUGCCUUGGUUAAUGAGCAGUUUCAGAACUUCUUCGAAGCAGAAGAUGAGAUUACCCAUAUGACGGCGGGUAUCACGUUGAAUGCCAUUUCAAGCCACGCCUCUGACAAGUUCAAUGCGCUUGCUUCUUCGAUUCUGCCGAAUGUCUUCAUCGCAAAGCAGGACUUGUCUGAAGCGGCGUCCAGCCCCUUCAAAGAAGCUUGGGAGCAGAACACAGGUGGUCAGGGAGCUAUUCGUCUCUAUCUCAAGGAACUUACCGAGCUGAUCUCGAAGUAUCUGGAGCAUCCCUCAUGGCGCGUAAAGCAGAUGGCUGCUCGCGCUUUGAAGGAGAUUACGGAAACGGACAUUGCUCUGCCGAUGGAAACUUACCUUCCCCUGCUUAUCAAGGCUGUCGCUGGGCGAUCCUGGAAAGGCAAGGAGACUAUCCUUGACGCCUUUGUGAACGUGGUCAACAAGCACAAGACUUAUAUUAAAAACAAGUCCGGGCAGCAGGAGGAGAUCACCAACAUUGUAAUCCGCGAAGCGAAGAGAAACAACGCAGAUUACAAGCCAUUCGCGAUCGGCGCCUUGGCCAAAUACGUUGAUGCGAACGAAGUCGAUCUCUUCGUCACCAUCUAUGAAAUUGUUAGUCCUGUCCUGGUCAAGUCUCCAGAGGCGAUGGACGUGGAUUCUGAGGAUUUGGAGGCGAAGCCCAUGCGUUUGGUGAUGCAAAACAACUCGAUCAAAGCCUUGGCGGCUGCUAUCCAUCCAUCUGUGGACACGAUGCUUGCCGAACACCUGCACACUCUCGUUGACAUUCUCGUCGCCAAUAUGAAGACCUCGGUAUGGAACGUCCGCAUUGGUAUCAGCGAAGCCAUCAAACAAAUCUGCGAGCGCCUUGAUUCUGUCACGCCAACCCCCGCGAUCGACGCUGCGCUGCUGCAAAAUCUGUGGGAUGUAUUAGUACAGAUUACGAGUGAUCGAGCUUACGACAGCGUCAGGACGGCGGGUGUGAGGGCCUCAUUGGCCUACUUGAAGCUGGCACGGAAGUCGGAGGCCUGGAAAACGGUUCGAGAGAGCGUUGAUAAGGAUCUGGCUAAGUUGAAGAUGGAGGAACCGAGCACGGUUGUUUUGGCUGAGUGGGAGAAGAAAGCGUCAGCGCGUCAUUUCUGA
Saitoella complicata NRRL Y-17804 is the source of this 5685-nucleotide messenger RNA. RefSeq names its product ARM repeat-containing protein. NCBI's taxonomy places the organism in Eukaryota, Fungi, Ascomycota, Saitoellomycetes, Saitoellales, Saitoellaceae. Gene Ontology annotation, molecular function: molecular adaptor activity. Bases 1 to 5685 code for a protein of 1894 amino acids. Gene Ontology annotation, cellular component: cytoplasm; nucleus. The transcript has 5 exons. Gene Ontology annotation, biological process: proteasome assembly. The record is from RefSeq and is a predicted model, not a curated record.